Molecule: messenger RNA, 1084 nt
Organism: Tuber melanosporum (Perigord truffle)
Lineage: Eukaryota; Fungi; Ascomycota; Pezizomycetes; Pezizales; Tuberaceae
Product: 66S preribosome component MAK16
Exons: 4
Coding region: 72-1070 (332 amino acids)
Biological process (GO): maturation of 5.8S rRNA; maturation of LSU-rRNA
Cellular component (GO): preribosome, large subunit precursor; nucleolus
Source: RefSeq, a predicted model, not a curated record
CACAACAGCUCCACAAGUACAACUCCUGCAAUAAACAUAAACCGAUCAAACAAAUUAACCGAGCAACUAUCAUGGCUUCCGAUGAGAUCAUCUGGCAAGUAAUAAACCAGCAAUUCUGCUCUUUUAAGUUAAAAACAACAAAAGGUCAAAGCUUCUGCAGAAACGAAUAUAAUGUAACAGGCCUCUGCAACCGUCAAUCCUGCCCGCUAGCCAACUCCCGUUACGCCACCGUCCGCUCUGACAACGGCGUCCUAUACCUAUACAUGAAGACCGUCGAGCGUGCACACAUGCCUAGCAAACUCUGGGAGCGCAACAAGCUCUCACAAAACUACGUGCAGGCCCUAGCACAAAUCGAUGACCGACUAAUCUACUGGCCGAAAUUCCUCAUACACAAAUGCAAGCAACGUCUCACCAGACUCACCCAGGUCGCUAUCAAGAGCCGCAAGGUGGCCCGCGAGGAUGAGCGCAUGGGUGAGAAAUUGGUCGGCGUUAAGCCAAAGGUCAAGAGGCGUGAAGCUACAAGGGAGAGAAAGGCAUUGGCGGCGGCAAAGGUUGAGAGGGCGAUUGAGAAGGAACUUGUGGAGAGAUUGAUGAGUGGGGCAUAUGGGGAUAAGCCGUUAAAUGUUGAGGAGAACAUUUGGAAGAAGGUGCUUAGGGGCCUGGAAAAGGGUGGGGAGGUGGAGAGGGAUUUGGACGAGGAUGAGCUUGAGGAUGAGGAUGAACUAGAGGAGGAGGAUGCUGGCGAAGUAGAAUACGUAUCUGGCGACGAAGACCUCGAAGGAGAGGAACUGGGAGACCUAGAAGACUGGCUACAGGAUAGCGGCGCUAGCUCAUUCGAAGAGGAUGAUGACAAAGACGAGGACGAUAGCUCUGACGAGGACGAUGACAGUUCGGAGGAGGAAGAUGAGGACACCCAGUCUACCCAGAAAGCACCCACCAGGAAAGCCGCUAAAGACAAAAAGCGCAAGAGAACACAAGCUCCUCAGAAGCCAAGGAAACGCGGUGCCCACGUCGAAGUAGAAUACGAAGAAGAAGCUGCCCUCCCCCAACAGCGAGAAAUGGCAUUCUAAAAACCUCCCAAUUA